This is a messenger RNA of Monomorium pharaonis (pharaoh ant), 7289 nucleotides long. It is a transcript of the gene CycD, whose product is annotated as G1/S-specific cyclin-D2. Gene Ontology annotation, biological process: regulation of cyclin-dependent protein serine/threonine kinase activity; positive regulation of G1/S transition of mitotic cell cycle; mitotic cell cycle phase transition. Bases 1094 to 2041 code for a protein of 315 amino acids. Gene Ontology annotation, molecular function: cyclin-dependent protein serine/threonine kinase regulator activity. The transcript is spliced from 5 exons. NCBI's taxonomy places the organism in Eukaryota, Metazoa, Arthropoda, Insecta, Hymenoptera, Formicidae. Gene Ontology annotation, cellular component: cytoplasm; cyclin-dependent protein kinase holoenzyme complex; nucleus. The record is from RefSeq and is a predicted model, not a curated record.
UGGUUCCGCCAGAUCGGCCAGACUCGCCGGCAUUCUGACCUGAUAAGUCACCAGUGUCGGAUCGUGAGAAAGUGGAGAGAGAUUCUCGCGCUCCUCGCAUCUCGGAGGACAUUUAAAUCGUACGCAGGCAGGCGGACGGACCGGCGAUUUGGGUUUCGAGACACUUCGAAAGAGGGGAAACCGUUGUUCCUCGCGUCGGUCUGUAAAAAAAGGACAACAAAAACAAAAAAGAAAAAGAAAAUCACACCGCUCUCUCCAGCACCGAUCGAAGCGCCUGCUCUCCUCUCUCCUUCUUUUCUCAUGAUUCCCUCGGGAAACGAAACGUACUAGUCGCACCGCGGACUUCGACAAACGCGAGUCGCGCGACGAUCAAGUGGCACCGGCCGGAAAACGCGCACACGCACUACGCUUAUUUAUUAGAAUCCCCCGACCCUCUCCCUCACCGCGAGAAUCCCGCAAACGUAUUAUUUAUUACGCUUUUUGUGCUCUGAUUCGCGAAGUAACCUGUGGAAAGCAAGUAUCGAAGAGGAAGAGGAAUACCCACGAUUUCCUUCGUCGAUUAAGAAAGAGAGAAAUAGAAAAAUAUUCUUCCCGGAAAAAAGUGAAGAAAAUGUAUUGGUACGUGAGAAACUGAUCGAACGAACGAACGAACACGCCUCUCUCUUUCUCUCUCUCUCUCUCUCUUUUGCUGACUCGCUCACAUCAUCGUCGCAAUUGCGACUUUGGCUCGUGCACACAUACACAUACCCACGACAGACACAUAGACAGACGCGUGCGCGCGCGCGCACACGGAACACGUGUAUAUACCACGCGUGUACGUGCGUGUGUAGUCGUCAUCGUCGUUCGCGACUCGUCGCGAGGUGAGUGAUCAGCCGUCUCUGCCUCGUUCGCUGUGAAAAAGGUGUUGAGUGUCUCCCUCUGCCUCUCUCUCUUUCUUUCUCUCUCCUCUCUCCUCUCUCAUCCCGGGUCAAUCUCGAGAUCCUUCGACGGAGCACGUGGAACACAGACUCUGUACGAGGAAACCUAGAGCCGGGGUGAAAAGAAGCCGGGAGAGAGAAGCAAGUUCGUGCCGAGCUCCUCGUCCUCGCCCGUCAUGGAUCUUCUGUGCUGCGAGACCACGGAGACCGAGUGCCGGGCGUAUGCCGAUCCCGCCCUCCUAGGUGACGACCGGGUCCUGCAGAACCUCCUGCAGACCGAGGAACGCUACGCACCGAGCCGGUCGUACUUCGAGUGCGUGCAAAGAGACAUCUCGCCGCUCAUGCGCAAAAUCGUCGCCGAGUGGAUGUUGGAGGUAUGCGAGGAGCAGAAGUGCCAGGACGAGGUCUUCCCCCUGUCGAUGAACUACGUCGACAGGUUCCUGUCGAUCUGCCCGAUCAGGAAGUCGCAGCUGCAGCUACUUGGCACCGCCUGUUUGCUGCUGGCGUCGAAGUUACGCGAAACGUCGCCGCUCACGGCCGAGGUCCUGGUUUUCUACACCGAUAACUCCAUCACCCUUGACGAUCUGUGGAGGUGGGAGCAGCUGGUCGUCUCCAAGUUGAAAUGGGAAUUAUCCGCGGUGACGCCCGGUGACUUCCUAAUGCACAUCCUCAGCAGAUUGUCGAUGCCGCGCACCUGGGACACCGUGAUGGUCCGGAGGCACGCGCAGACCUUCAUCGCUCUCAGCGCCAGAGAGUACAAGUUCUCCAUGUACACACCGAGUAUGAUCGCAGCCGCGAGUGUAGCGGCGGCGUUACACGGAUUGGAUUGGACCGGAAAAAGCGGCUACGGAUUAGCCGGUCUCCUGCACGAGCUCACCCGCAUCACGGCCAUCGAACAGGAUUAUUUACAAGGUUGUUUAGAGCAGAUCGAAGAAAUGAUCUCGCAGGCCGCUCACGUGAGCACCGAAAGCUCCGGAACCGGAAGCGGACACCAAACAAUGAGCGCCGGAGUCCCGAGCGCAUCGCAAAGGCCGUUGGGGGACCCGAACAACACGAGUCAGGAGAAGAUACUGGAACACGAGAAGGCGGGCACGCCAACCGACGUCAGGGAUGUACAUUUUUGAAAACCACAGUAGGGGGACACUCUGUAGGGGCCGACACAUUGGUGAGUCUGACAGCUGAGGAGAAGUUACCUUCCAGCGAGGAAGAGGAGGAAGCAAAGAAAAAUAGCGACAAUGAUGAUGAUGAUGAAGAACAACCAAGGAAAAAGCAAAGAAGAAUCGUGGAAGAGCGGCAAGAUGUCUUGGAAGCGAGAUGUAGCACAGGAUCAGCUGCUUGCCAUCCAAAGCGAGAAAAAACUCCUCCCGAAGAAUCUCGAGAUCAAACUUGAUUACUCGUUAAUUGCGUUUUAUUGAUAAUUACAACGCGAGCCGAAGAUAUGCGUAAGACGCACGUAUUUUGAAUCAUGAAUAUGAGGUUUAUUUCAAUACGAGAUUGACAGGACGUACCUAUAAUGCUAGAGAGAAUUUUUACGUUUUUGGAUUUAUUACGGAGAUCAUAUAUGUUCUAGAUGAACUGAAACCAAAGUUUAGAUUUUUUAUAGUUACGUCCGGCUAUACAAUGUCUUAUGUAUUAUACAUAUAUUUAUUUGACGUAUGCGUUAAUCGGCGACACGUAUUUUACGUUUACAUCAUAUUUUUAAACAUUUAUUUUUCGAAAUUGGUUCAUCUUGGCGCGAUUUGCAAAUCGGAAUUAAAAAUCGGAAAUUAAAGAACAGUUAACUUGCCGAUUUUCUGAUUAAUCUUUAAUCGAGAAACGAACGCUUCGGGUAAUGAUCAAAUAAAUGCAUGUUUUUAUCGCGAAAUCACUGUUUGCAAUAUCAACUAGAAAGAGAAUAACCGAAGAAAAUCAAACCACGAUUAAAAAUGUUCUCGAGAUGAUAUGAAAAAAUAUUAGAAGAUGAGAGGAUCACCUGUGCGCAUGAGAUUUCCAACGUGUGUCGCCCCUACAUAACAUAAGAAAAACAAAGAAAAAGAGAUGAGCGCAGGAAUUAGGAAGGUGUGCUGAUUGGGGGAAGGCAAUGCAAUACGCUUGACGCAUUUGUAAUUUCGUAAUAGGCAUAUACACUUAACUUUUAGGCAACGAGACAAGAAACUACCGAAAAAAGACGAAGGGAAUGAUAUAAGUUGGAAGGGGAACUCGUUCUCCGCGCGCGCGAACAUUAAAAAGAAAAAAAUUACUUAGUCAUAUCCAGAGUCAUUUAGCGUUUUGUACAUACAUAGGCAUAUAAGCGUACGAAUAAAUACGAAUAUAUAUUAUAUCGAAAAAAGUAUCUAUCUAUAUAUACAAUAUAUAAACUGAUGAGAAUGAAAAGCAAAGAAACAAAGAGAAUGCACGAUAAAAACGGAAAAGUACGAGGUAACAAUUAAUAGGAAACAAGGAAUACUUGGAUCGUAUUGCUCGCGAUAUUACAUGAUUAAUUAAAGAAACUGAUAUGUCACAGUUUAUUCAAGAGAAAUAUUCUUUUUAGAAAUUACGUAGCGAUUGAAAAUACCACGCUUUGAUUCUUUUCUUUCUAAUGAAUUUCUAAGAGCAAAGAUAACGUACAUGCACAGAAUGUAGUCGUGAAUAUUUCAGGAACGAAUACAUGCAGAUAUUUUUUAAUGGCAUAGUAUUCGUUUUUAUAUUUCUAAGAAAACUACUGGGAAACAAAGUCUCUGUGAUGUACAAUGUGAAAUAGAUUGUAAUCCCUUGAAUUUUUUAUCGCGAAAAAUGCGGUCCGGUUACUUCUAUCUAGUUUUGUAAAGUUUCACACUUCAACUAAGGUUUAUCCAAAUGAUGAGCGACGCGAGUCUUUAUGUCCGAAGAAUUAACGGCGUAGCACUUUGCUUAUCCCGCUCGGUUCCUAAGAAGGGUUGCGCCAAUCCCUUCCGCGUAUGCGUAACGUAAUGCAAAAUGUAAGAAUGAGUCGUAAAAUGUAUAUAUGUGUUAUUACAACUCUGUGAGUGUGCGUGCGUACGUGCGUGUGUGUAAGCGAAAGGGAAAGAAUGAAAGAAAAUGAAAAGAAAGAAAGAGAAGAGGAGAACAAUCAACCGAAAAACCAAAAAAAAAUCGACUUUUUUUCCCUUUUGAGAAAGUGUCGUUGGUAUAUUAUAAUCCACGGUACAUAAUCUCGAAGCAUGUCCAUCGUUUACGUGAACGUGUUGGUCGGCUGUAUAUACGUAUAGACUGUACAAUUUAAGAAUUAAUAUGUAGUGUGAGUUUAAGGGGGAAAGAAAGAAAAAAUAAAGCGAAACAAAUUGAAAAAGCGAACGAUAUUUUUAGAAAUGAAUGAUACAAUUUAAUGACGAAAGAAUUUCGUCCCGAAAAGAUUUUAUCGAAAAAAACAACUGCGAUAAAGAGCAAUUGAAAUUUAAUAGUUUGUUCGUCGUGUCGACUGCAUAUUGUCUAGAAGAAUGUGCGAUUUCUUCAGAUACUCCUGAAAAAAGAUAAUUUUACUUAGACGGUGUUGCACGAUUGUUUAAUCCUCGAAUUAUGUUUAUAUGAUCGCAAAUAAAUCCAAUCGCGCGAUACCGUCACGGCGAUACGUUCUACUACGAUCAUACCCAGACAACACAAUGUCCAAAAUCGGGACAUAAGAUGUCUUUUGAAAGUUUUUUAGACAUUUUUAAAAAAAUAUGACAUAAGACGUCUUAUAUCCCGAUUUGGGACAUUGUGUUGUCUGGGUAGACAUCAUUUGCGACGUGACGAAACAAAUCGUGCUGUUGUGUGCGUUGAUGAAAGAGGAACGAGGUUUAAAAGGUAGAGAUUAAAGUUUUAUUAUUAUUAGUACUUAAUGAGAGUCUCAGAGGUCUCAUAGGGCCGGAAUCGAAUUUUCGUUGUUUCGUGCCCGCGCAAACUCUUGCAAUUCCAUAAGGAGCUAAGAGAGUUUCGGGAACGGAACAUUCUGUCACUCUUGACUUUCGACUAUGAAGAUCACCCGAUUUCGCGUAGACGGAAUUCUACGUCUCCUAUAUGUUCCACGUCUGUGUUGUGCGGCUCCGAGGACUCUCGUGCGUGAGAGUUGCGAGUCGGCUCAAGUGGAAAUGCAAAUGUUAGUAUGUCCUACACGUGUACUGUAAAAAGGACAGGCGUGUCAGCAUGAACUAUAUAUAUUACUGUAAAGUCUCUCGCUGGACGAGUCGGCUCGAGAUGACAUAAGGAACGUGGACGAUAAGUUGCACGGUUCUGGUGAUUUCCAGACGAUUCGCGCGAAUCGGUCUAAAUUGUCUGAACGUGCGUACAAGCGUGAAUCGGCUCAGGGACUAAAGGAGAACGAAGAUACUAAAAGACUAUAUAAAGUUCGCUGAAGUUCAUGCGUGAAUUUCAUUGGGAUUUUGCGAGACAAAGAGGGUGUACCCAACGUGCCACGAAGCUAAUUAGGAAGCUAAUUAGUUGCGUAACGUUAAUUUAACCAAAAUCUAGUACAAUGUAACCGGAGUCGAAUAAUAUACAAAGAUAUCGCGGGAGAUCUGCGUGGCUGAUCUUUUUCCUUUUAUUUCCUUUUCUUCGCACGCUUCUUUUUAUUUUUGAUACUCGGCGCACGAGUACCAAACGUCGCCGACGAUACGUGGCUUUAUCCAAAUUUGAUUUGAUGUCGUCGGGCGCAAUGCAUGAUUCCAAUUCGGCAAAAAGAAACCCAUCCCCAUUGUAAAAUCUUCAAAUCGAGAAAAGAUUCAAUUUGAUGAAAAAAUAUUGUAGUUUUUUUUUUAUGACUGAAUGCUUACAAAAUUUUGCAAGUGAAGAAAUAUUCGUAUUAUUUCACUCGCUUGUAUAACGGAAAAAUUAUUUUUGGCUUAAACAAAAUUUUAAUAAAUAUAUAUUAUAUAUUUUAUAUAAUAUUUAAUCGCGCGAAGGAAAGAAAAGGGAAUAACAUUGCGACUUUAUCGAAAUUUUGCGAAAGAGAAUUUUUUUUUUUUUUUUCAAAUUAAAGAAUUCAUCGAUAUUACUUAUUAUUAACUGAGGUUUAGUAAUUGCAGAAUUUUAUAUUUAAGAAAACAAUGGGGAUAGUAUUUCAUUUAUCUUGUUGCAUUCAUAUGUGUAUAUAUAUGUAACUAAUGUAAUGCAGAGUGUGUUACGAGACAAUAUAUUUGUUCACUAUGCGCAUCGAUUUAUUACUGCAAGUCGAAUUUUGCUCGAGCCGAGAAAUUCUGCGUAAUCCGUCGUAGGUUCCUAAAAAAGACGGUGAUAUUGUCUGAUCGCGAAGAAAAAAGUACAGAACGCGAACGCGAUGUGAGUGUUUAGCAUUUAAGCAACGAGUUGUAUAUAGAAGCGAUAAACGCUGAAGAGAAAACCGAACUAUGGAGCAUAAUGUAAUUCAAUCCAUUUUGUUUAUUUGCUAAUCUCGUUAUUUCAAUUUUACGUAGACAAGAUUCUUUGUUUUUUUAACUAUAGGAGAAAAAAUAUGGCUCUGACUAUUGUUCAAAAUAAUACAUCUUUCUUGAGAAAAGCUGAGAUUAGCGAUAAUUCCGAAGUUAGAAUUCAUGACGAAAAAACCUACACAGAAAAAAAGUAAUAUAACCAAUAACAUACGUAAUUACGGGCUGCCAAUAUAAAAUACUCAAUACAAUAAUAUUUACUGUUAAUGCAGUACAAUGUUGAUACCGCAACAGCAUAUAUUAUUGAUUGAGUAUAUCUGUAGUUGGCAGCCCGCAAUUACAUAUCUUAUUGGAUAUAUUACUUUUUUUUCAGUGUAUGGAAAAGAAAUGAAGAACAAAAUAAAAUUAAGCAUGAAGCUCGAUGUAGGAACGUAAAUCAGCAAAUAAAUUUUUGUUAUUUUUAUAAGAAAAUCAUCAUUUGAAAAAACUCAGGAGUUUCUCAUAAGUAAGGAAGUAUAAUAUCCAUGUAUGAUAUACAAAAAUCAUACACGGAAACCAUACUCCAUGAUCGGUGAUUCAUUUUUUGCGUUUAUAAUUAUAAACACGUAGACAUAAAUACACACAACUCGGUUAGAUACGUGUAUAUUUUUCCAUACAUUUUUCACAAAAAUUUUUCACUAAUCUGUCAAGUCGCAUAGUUUUUUGUUUGUCUUUUUCUUGUUCGUUUUUUUUUUAUUAGCGCAAUAAGGAAUACCACACUGAUAUACCUCAAAUCACACUUCACCCGAGAUAUUCAUUGAAUAUUGUAUUUGAUCCUACCGUACUUUUUACCGAGUCAGAGGGAAACGAGACAUUGAAUAAUUGCGUUAUUUUUAAAGUUAGUAUGUAAAUUACUUCUUUUAAUUGCAUAGAUGAGAAUUGUACUAUGUAAAAUGGUCCGACGUCUGUGUACAUACCUUAUGCAUAUUCGUGGCAUCGCAAUCGAUUGAAAAUAAAGCAUCGAUAUUUUAUACAA